Molecule: messenger RNA, 1515 nt
Organism: Aspergillus candidus
Lineage: Eukaryota; Fungi; Ascomycota; Eurotiomycetes; Eurotiales; Aspergillaceae
Gene: clrD
Product: histone-lysine N-methyltransferase Clr4
Exons: 3
Coding region: 1-1515 (504 amino acids)
Cellular component (GO): nucleus
Molecular function (GO): protein binding; zinc ion binding; histone methyltransferase activity
Source: RefSeq, a predicted model, not a curated record
AUGGUCAUCGACUUGACUAACGAUUCGGAUUCGGAAGAUCAGAUCCAGUCCCAGUUGAGGACGGAAUACGCAACCCAUGGACAGGCAUCUCCCUCCUUCACGCUGGCCCAUCGCGUGGUCAGCCCUGUCGUCCCACAGAAGAGAAAACCAGCAGUGGAACAAAUCCCAUCAUUGUCCAAGCCCACGCGGGCCCUGCUGAACUCGGUCUCCCUGAACGGCCAUGUCCCCUCGCACUCCAUUCCACACAGGGUGCAGAGCCACACCACCACUACUCAUGCUGCCCACCCAGAUCGACAGCGUCUCCCGAGCACCCCCAGCCCGGGCCUCGACCCAACUACCGCACCGCUCCCCACCGUUGUGGUGCCCUCCCCUUCACGCCAUCUGAAGAGGGAGAUUGACCGCGCCCGCGUCGUGCAGAGCACACCCCACAGCACGCCGCCGCUGUCCGGGCUCUCAGACCGUUUCUUCCCGACAAAUGACUACGAGAAGCGCGCGCGCCGCGGCGCCUACCCGGUAGCAAAGACACACCCCGUCGACCGCCGCUCUGUGCCUCUCCUCAUCGGCCGCACCGCCCCGGUCCUGACCGCGCAGCGGCCGCGCGUAGCGGACCAGCUUUUACGCGCGCUGCAGCGCAAGCUAGCGACGAUCAAGGGACCCCCUGUUACCUUUGCGGCUGGCAACGAGCAUCUGCUGGCGGACUUUGCGGCUAAUUUUGAGUUCAUCAACGCGUACAAGAUCCGGCCCGGUGUCGAGCCUCUCAAGGAGGAGUUUAUCGGUGGCUGUGGCUGCAGUGGGUUUUGCGACCCUACUCGCUGUGUUUGUCUUGAGACUGAGGAGGAGAACUCGGACCGGAAGCUCAUUGCGUAUGGUGGUGCCGCGGAUGAUCCGCUUGUGUUGGUCCUCAGGCCGGAGAUUCUACACCGUACGGUGAUGAUCGUGGAGUGUGGGGCGCGCUGUAAUUGUGAAAAGGCGUGUUGGAAUCGCGUGGUGCAGCGGGGGCGGACGGUUCGGUUGGAGAUUUUUCAUACUGGGGAGAGAGGAUUCGGCCUCCGAUCCCCCGACACCAUCCGCGCGGGCCAAUUCAUCGAUUGUUAUCUUGGGGAGGUGAUCACAGAGGAAAAAGCCGACAUCCGCGAGGAGAUCGCGACGGCGCAGCAUGGACACUCGUACCUCUUCGGAUUGGACUUCUACCCCCCGUCUGACGAAACAGAGGGCAUCUACGUCGUCGACGGGGAGCGUUUCGGCGGACCGGCGCGGUUCAUGAACCACUCGUGUCACCCCAACUGCAGGAUGAUCCCCGUAUCCCACACCCCUGGCGACGAGCGAUUGUACGACUUGGCUUUUUUUGCGGUUCGUGACAUCCCGCCCAUGACGGAGCUCACCUUCGAUUACAACCCCGGGGCGCGCGAGAGUGGGCGACCGACGAAGAUUGAUCCGAGUGCGGUGCGGUGUCUGUGUGGAGAGAAGAACUGUCGGGGACAGCUGUGGCCAAAUCAGCGCAAGGGGACGAAGUGA